Colletotrichum paranaense is the source of this 252-nucleotide messenger RNA. RefSeq lists its product as uncharacterized. NCBI's taxonomy places the organism in Eukaryota, Fungi, Ascomycota, Sordariomycetes, Glomerellales, Glomerellaceae. The transcript has 2 exons. Bases 1 to 252 code for a protein of 83 amino acids. The record is from RefSeq and is a predicted model, not a curated record.
AUGCGGCUUCAAGUCCUACUAUCUGCUAGCACGAUCGCUCUUGGAAGCGUCGGAGCCCUAGGACUGAGUCUUCCUAGGAAUUCAGCAUUCGCCCUGGCAGCACUGGCCCCUAGUGUUGCCUUUGCGUCUCCCGCACAAUAUCUGACGCGAGCAGCAAUGAGUCCUCGCGAAGAGGGUUUGAAACUUGAGGAUCGUGCGAAUCGGGGACCGCCCGGUUGUGGGCGUGAUCCAGCCACCUGCCAAAGAGACUAG